AUGACCGGACCGAAAAGCACGUCGACAGACCUUGGUAGGCUUUGGACUCAGGCUAUCAAUGACUACAAUGCAAGAACAGAUGAGGAUCUCUCGUCUAUGGGCGCACUAGACUUGGCUGGUGCGAUGAAAAUCCUUGACGUCAGCAUGGAGAAAUUCAAAGGCUUUAGGAAUGACGGCAGCAAAAUGGCGAAGUUUCGAUCUGCUAUGGGAGACUCUUUGGGCGAUAUGCAGAAAUGCAUUGACGGCGUUGCGAUUGUCGGUUCCGCUGCUGGCGCAUUUCCACCAGCAAUGCCGGUGGGGCUCGUUUUUACAGCUGCAAGCCGCUUGAUAUCAGCUUUCGCUGGGUUGAAAGCACAUUAUGACCGUGUCGAGUCAUUCUUUGCAUUUUCAUCUCGAUUUUUCCAGCGGCUGUCUCUUCUCGAACAGCGAGCAGACUCCGGUCCGCUUGCAAUCGCUAUUGUUCGAGUUUUCUCCAUGCAAUUGUCGGUAUGCGCCAGAGUAAGAUAUAUAAUCAAGAAGAAGCGUUUUUCACAAUUCCUAAAUGCACUUUGGAACAUGGAGGACCAGGAGCUAUUGGCUGCGUAUGCAGCCAUGCAAGUCUCGAUAGAGGAGCUCAAUGAAUCUGUAGGAUUUGAGAGCUACAGCUCGAUCAGGUCUCUUCAGGAGGAUGUGCGCGCAGGAAACGACAAUUUGAGAUCUAUGCGAGAAGAGUCAUCCGCUAACACUGCAAAACUCGACGAAUUAGAUCAUAAGCUGCAAUCAUUUCGCGCCAACUUGGGGCAAGAUGUGCAGCAGCUCUACCUGAGCAGUUUGAAGCUUGACGUUGUAGUUACCGAAGGAUUCGUUGCAGUGCAGAACAGGCAGAAUGAGAGCCACGCUCUACUUCUGCAGCUGCAAAAGUCGGUAGACAAAUUGGGCAAAUCAUCAGAACACGAAGACAAGAAAAAGCAGGCUACAAAGUCGAAGGGCGAUGGGGGCGACCGGAAGUUUCAAGCUUUGCGAGAGAUUAAGAAGUUCUUGACGGAAAACAACAUGGAUUUUCCAUCUUGGGCAGACGCUCAUCGCGAGAACUCAGUGCAAGAAGAAGAUAUGCGUGGAUCACAGGUCCAACAAACAGCUAGAUGGCUUUGUGAACACCCAAACUUCAGGUCCUGGUCAGAGGGAGCAUGUCAGCUAUUGUGGCUACCAGGAGCUGAGGGCAUUGGAAAAUCCUUCCUGGCCUUCUCAGCCGUUCAGGAGCUGCGAGCACGUCAGAGCGAUCAAAGCUACUUGGCCUAUUUCUUCUUCAAGGAGGAGCACCCGUACCUGCAGUCAAUGCAAAAUGCCUUCGCGUCGGCCGCGUUACAGAUUGCCGAAUCAAAUAACAAAUACGCUGAACAGGUAGCUGCUCAGAUCAGAGAGGAUUCUGGGAAAAGGACCUCCAUUUCUACCUGGGAUCGGUUCUUUCUUUCCAUGUUUCCACGUAACAACGAGCCAACGAGUCGUUUGUUUCUUAUCCUGGACGGCCUAGACGAGGCUCACAUUCAGCAGGGGGGGCUUCUCACUCAAUUUUUAUCAGACUUGACAACUGAGAAUGCUAGAGUGUCAGUUCUGGCAACUGGCAGACCAGAAGAGAAGAUCAUCCUGCAACUUUAUAAACCUUUGGUGAUUGAAGUUACAAAGCAUGAGAUGAAAUCUGAUAUGAAGACGCUUGUAAAGAGCCGCCUGCUGUCGCUACCACGUUUGUGCAAGUUCAGUCAAACUGUCAAGAGAGCCAUCACACGCAAAGUAUUGAAGCACGCAGACAGCAUGCUCUACGUUGAGCAUGUGCUUCGAAGGUUCUCCUACAUAGGCCGAGAACGAGCUGUGCUGGAAGAAUUGGAGAGAUUACCCGCUACUCUGCAUGAUCUUUAUAGGCUUCUUCUGGAGGAAUGUCGCCAUAAUCGUUCCGAGACGCAAUAUCAAGCGAUGAAGAAGAUGUUUGCAUGGCUAGCGUUUCCAAAGCGAUCACUUAGUCUGGCCGAAGCCUCGCAUUUGGUUCAGUUGACACUCUUGGACGACACCUUCGACAUUGAGGAAGAGAUUAUCGGCCGCUCGUCCCGUAUUCUUGAGCUCACCCAGGCUCGACAGGCGGACGAUGACACGAAAGAUGAUGACAAGGACGACGACGAAAAUGAAGAUUUCAAAGAUGAUGGCGACCCUGAGCUUGCCUAUCGGGACUUGCCUUUGACAUUCCAGGAUCGAUCAUUGCGGCAGUAUUUCCAAAGCAUUAGUAUAGAAGCAGACGGCGCUACAGAGUUCAGGACGCCUGCUUCUGCUGCACAACUUACGAUCCUUCAAAUGUGUGCAAACAUCAUGAUCCAGGCAGCUAAAGACCCCGAAGACCAGCCAAGCAUUGCGCUUGCACGGUACGCUAUUCAAUAUUGGUACGAGCAUCUCGAGGAGUUGGACGUGGAGAAUUCGACAGACGAGGUCAUCCGGCAGGUCGCAACGUUGUUGUAUACCAUAACUCAGAAUACCAACAACAUUGCGAAAUUAUUUGAGCAGCGGGCAAGACAUACAGAUAUGUAUCCUGAACGGCUGGACGACUCGCCUGCUGCCCAGGUCAAGGAAUGGGCAAACACUGUCAAUAAAGAUAAUGUUCUGCUUUUAUUGACACAUGGUCAUGUACAAAAUUGGCUAAAUGCCAUAGAUCAGACUUGGAUCCCUGAAACCUUCGAAUUUGUCAAAGCAACUCUGUUUCUGGCAAAUCGCUUGGAAAAGAACGAAGAAGAGCCACUGAGGAUGAUAGACGCUGUCAUAGCCCAGUACAAAAUUCCAGGCGAAGACUUCAGGACAUUGAGGGCGACUGGAGCGACAUUGUGUGGAUAUGGAUAUGAAUCUCGGGAUCUGAAUCGCCAGCAGGCAAUGCUCACCGAAGGCGUGUCAUACUUGAAGCAGUCUGUGGAGUGCAUGGAAGGCGACGCUUUGGAAAGGAUUGCAACACUUCGCCUCUUAGCACCCAAGUACACAUGGAUCGACCAACAGCCCGAGGCAAUCGUUUAUUAUGAUCAAGCAUACGACAUGUUGUCAAACUUGGAAUCAGAGGAUCUGACAGAAGCGAAAUCGAAAGAGUUGAACGACAUCAGGCUGGACAUACUGACAGCCAAGGCGACAGCAUUUACUGAGUUGAACCAGCCUGAGGAUGCUCUACAGAUAUACAACAAAGCUAGAGAGCUUUCGGGUGCACAUCCUCUGCCCGGAUGGACUUUAGAUGAGAUUACUCUCUUGUUCAAAGAGGAGUAUGACACCGACGGGACUAAGCUCAUGGAAGCCCUCCACACGUGGACCGUAAAAGAACGCAAUAGCUGGUUCGCAUAUUGCUUCAACGGCUUCGUGGAUGCAAAUGCUGUCACUCGCAUGCAGAGGGCGGCCAAAAUGGCAAAGAAGACCGAUUUACUACUUGAGUGGCUGAACGGCUUGGCCAAAACUCUUCCCAAGGAGAGUUACUACCUGUUCAACCUUCGUGGUGCAAUUGCACGCUUAUACUAUCCAGUCAUGGGUUGUGUUGAAAAAGGCAAAGCCAUGCGUCAGGAAAUAUUGGCCAUGAAUCCGAAGCCGGAGUCUUGGUACGAAGAGACGAUGAAUGAGACAAGGACGCAGCAUCAUAUGCAGCUAGCGGAAAUCCUCUUUCAUGAGUUCCAGACGUGUGCAGAUCCAGCAAAAAAGGAAACACUUCUCGAGUCGUUGACGCUCCUGCCGAGUGCCCACGAAUAUCAGAGAUAUAUGAACGAGCUGUUUGCAGCUUGCAUCAAUGGACUGGAGGAUAGCGUCUCUUGGAAUGACUCAUCGAGCUUGCGUCUACUAUCCAAAGUUCUGGCUUCGUUGGAUGGUCUUGAACAUGAUGCGCGAAUCGCAUGCUCUGCACAAUUUUCCAUCUUGGAUCGCGCUAUCCAUUACCAAAGUAGCGAUAUUGGAGAUUCGGAGACCGUCUCUAACGAAGGGAGUGCUGAAGCAGACGCCACCAACCCUACCACGACAACUGGUGAAACAAAAAAGGAAUCUCUGGCAGAUAGCGUUAUGGAUAUCGCAGGAGAAGGUUCCGCUCAUGGCACAGCGGGCGAGAAGCUGCUGGAGCAAGAACUGGAUGAUACUGCGACCGAGUCAGCUCAGCUAGAAGAAGACAUUACUGAAGCUGGAAUCUACUGUGAUGGAGGUUGCGGAACGGAAAUCAACACCUGGACGAAGCCGAUGUACUACUGCUUGGUCUGUGUCAACUGCGACCUUUGCGAAGUAUGCUACGCAAAACGUCUGGCUCAAACGCGCGGCGAGAUUGAAGAACCCUGGCACAGUUUCUGUGGCAGAGAUCAUUACUAUAUCAAGGCCCCCCUGAAAGGCUGGAAGGGCAUCAGGAACGGUGUCAUUCGCAUCAACGAUGAAGAGUUUACAGUAAAACAUUGGCUCAAGGGUUUGAAGGAAGAGCGAUGGCAGAAUGCCUGGGCAACCUUCUGGACCAGACAGGGUGGUUUGAAGGAUAUUGGUGACGAAGCCUAG
Molecule: messenger RNA, 4512 nt
Organism: Exserohilum turcica Et28A
Lineage: Eukaryota; Fungi; Ascomycota; Dothideomycetes; Pleosporales; Pleosporaceae
Exons: 6
Coding region: 1-4512 (1503 amino acids)
Molecular function (GO): protein binding
Source: RefSeq, a predicted model, not a curated record